Messenger RNA from Sardina pilchardus (European sardine), 5818 nucleotides. RefSeq names its product myosin VIb (gene myo6b). The record is from RefSeq and is a predicted model, not a curated record. Gene Ontology annotation, molecular function: ATP binding; microfilament motor activity; actin filament binding. Bases 147 to 3944 code for a protein of 1265 amino acids. Gene Ontology annotation, biological process: vesicle transport along actin filament; inner ear auditory receptor cell differentiation; actin filament organization. Gene Ontology annotation, cellular component: endocytic vesicle; actin cytoskeleton; cytoplasm. The transcript is spliced from 33 exons. Lineage: Eukaryota; Metazoa; Chordata; Actinopteri; Clupeiformes; Clupeidae.
CGGGAGUAGUACCAACAGGAGAGAAUAGUGACGGACUAAUGACAGCGAAUCUGUCCUGUGGAACUUGAACGCACUUUUUCCAUUGCGUAUAAACGGACUGUACAGUUUGAAAGACCUGCGUAGCGGGUGCAUUGCUGUGCUUCGCAAUGGAUGAUGGGAAGCCUGUGUGGGCGCCUCACCCAACAGAUGGGUUCCAGCUGGGCAAUAUUGUGGACAUCGGCGCCGACAGCCUCACAAUAGAACCCCUCAACCACAAAGGCAAGACCUUUCUGGCGUCCAUCAGCCAAGUGUUCCCCGCCGAGGAGGACGUCAACAAACAUGUGGAGGACAACUGCUCUCUCAUGUACUUGAACGAAGCGACCCUCCUGAACAACGUCCGCAUACGCUACAGCAAAGACAAAAUCUAUACAUACGUGGCCAACAUCUUGAUUGCUGUGAACCCCUACUAUGACGUCCCCAAGCUGUACGCCCCCGAGACCAUUAAGAUGUACCAUGGGCGCUCACUGGGCACGCUCCCUCCUCAUGUCUACGCUAUUGCGGAUAAGGCCUACCGGGACAUGAGGGUCCUGAAGAUGAGCCAGUCCAUCAUUGUUUCAGGUGAAUCUGGAGCUGGAAAGACCGAAAACACCAAGUUUGUCCUCAGGUAUUUAACAUCAUCAUAUGGAACAGGUCAAGAUAUUGAUGAGAGAAUAGUUGAGGCCAACCCUUUGCUUGAAGCCUUUGGCAAUGCCAAGACAGUCAGAAAUAAUAACAGCAGUCGAUUUGGGAAGUUUGUGGAGAUUCAUUUCAAUGAGAAGAAUGCCGUAGUGGGGGGGUUUGUGUCCCACUACCUGUUGGAGAAGUCGCGCAUCUGCAUGCAGAGCUCAGAGGAGCGCAACUACCACAUCUUCUACCGCCUCUGUGCCGGAGCCUCCGAGGAGAUCAGGAACAAGCUGCACCUCAACUCCCCAGACAGCUUCCGGUACCUGAACCGUGGCUGCACACGCUACUUUGCCAGCAUGGACUCCGAUAAGCAGAUCAUGCAGAACCGGAAGAGCGCUGAGCACGACAAGGUGGGAGCGCUGAAAGACCCGCUGCUGGACGACCAGGGCGACUUCAACAGGAUGUGCGUGGCCAUGAAGAGGAUCGGCCUGGACGACACGGAGAAGCAGAACCUGUUCAGAGUAGUGGCAGGUGUGCUGCACCUGGGCAACAUCGACUUUGAGGAGACGGGAAGCACCUCGGGUGGCUGCAUCCUGAUGAACCAGUCCAGUCAGGCGCUGCAGUACUGCGCGGAGCUGCUCGGCCUGGACCAGGAGGACCUGCGGGUCAGCCUCACCACCAGGGUCAUGCUCCCGGCAGCAGGGGGCGCUAAAGGCACAGUCAUCCAGGUGCCCCUGAAGGUGGAACAGGCCAACAACGCGCGGGAUGCCCUGGCCAAGGCCGUGUACAGCCGCCUCUUUGAUCACGUGGUCAAGAGGGUCAACCAGUGCUUCCCUUUCAAGACCUCCUCCAACUUCAUCGGGGUCCUGGACAUCGCUGGCUUCGAAUAUUUUGAGCACAACAGCUUUGAGCAGUUCUGCAUCAACUACUGCAACGAGAAGCUGCAGCAGUUCUUCAACGAGCGCAUCCUAAAGGAGGAGCAAGAGCUGUACCAGAGAGAAGGCCUGGGGGUGAACGAGGUGCACUAUGUGGACAACCAGGACUGCAUAGACCUGGUGGAGGCCAAGCUGGUCGGCAUCCUGGACAUCUUGGACGAGGAGAACCGCCUGCCGCAGGCCAGUGACCUGCACUUCGCCGAGGCCGUGCACAGCAAGCACAAGGACCACUUCCGCCUCACGGUUCCCCGGAAGUCCAAACUGACAGUGCAUAGGAAUCUGCGAGACGACGAAGGCUUCAUCGUCCGACACUUUGCGGGAGCUGUGUGCUAUGAAACGACCCAGUUUGUGGAGAAGAAUAAUGACGCCCUCCACAUGUCCUUGGAGAUCCUGGUAUGUGAGUCGAAGGACAAGUUUGUGAAGGAUCUCUUUGAGAACUUCAGCAACUCCAGGGAUGCCAAGCAGAAGGCCGGCAAGCUCGGCUUCAUCAGUGUGGGAAACAAAUUCAAGACUCAGCUGAACCUGCUAUUAGAGAAGCUCCGCAGCACGGGCUCCAGCUUCAUCCGCUGUGUCAAGCCCAACCUGAAGAUGGUGAGCCACCAGUUCGAGGGCGCCCAGAUCCUCUCGCAGCUGCAGUGUUCCGGCAUGGUGUCGGUGCUGGACCUGAUGCAGGGCGGCUUCCCCUCCAGAGCACCUUUCCACGAGCUCUACAAUAUGUACAAGCAGUAUAUGCCUGACAAAUUGACCAGGCUGGACCCACGGCUUUUCUGCAAGGCUUUGUUCAAGGCUCUGGGACUGAAUGAUAAUGAUUACAAGUUCGGCCUCACGCGGGUCUUCUUCCGUCCAGGGAAGUUUGCCGAGUUCGAUCAGAUCAUGAAGUCGGACCCCGAGCACCUGCUGGAGCUGGUGAAGCGGGUCAACAAGUGGCUGGUGGUGAGCCGCUGGAAGAAGGUGCAGUGGUGCGCGCUGUCCGUCAUCAAACUAAAGAACAAGAUGCAGUACAGAGCCCAGGCCUGCAUUAAGAUUCAGAAGACGGUGCGCAUGUGGUUAUGCAAGAGGAGGCACAAGCCGCGCAUCGACGGCCUGGUGAAGGUGAAGAACCUGAAGAAGACGCUGGAGAAGUUCACGCCGGCGGUGAGCGGCCUCAAGGAAGGCAAGCAGGAGAUGUCCAAACAGGUGCAGGAGCUGGGCACCGCCAUUGACGCGCUCAUGGCCAAGAUUAAGAGCACGGUGAUGAGCCGGCAGCAGAUCGAGCAGGAGUACGAGGGCCUGGUCAAGCGCUCGGAGCAGCUGCUGUCGUCCAUGCAGAAGCAGAAGCAGGAGGAGGAGGAGCGCGAGCGCCUCAAGCGCAUCCAGCAGGAGAUGGAGGGCGAGCGCAAGCGCCGCGAGGAGGAGGAGCGCCUCCGCAAGCAGGAGGAGGAGGACCGCCGCCUGAAAGCUGAGAUGGAGCAGAAGAGGAAGCAGGAGGAGGAGGAGCGCAAGAAGAGGGAGGAGGAAGAGCGCCUCCUGCAGGCUGAGAUGGAGAAGCAGCUGGUGCUGGAGCGCGAGGAGUCGGUGCAGCGUCAGGCCAUGCUGGAGCAGGAGCGGCGCGACCGCGAGCUGGCCAUGAGGAUCGCCCAGAGCGAGGCCGAGCUCAUCCAGGAGGAGGCCCAGAUGGACCCCAGCCUGCGCAGGAGUGACUUGGCCACAGAAAUAGCUGAACUUCUGGCUAGGGGAGUCCAAGUGCAAGCCAGCAAGGCCGCGAUUGGUGUCAAGAAGUAUGACCUCAGCAAGUGGAAGUAUGCUGAGUUACGCGACGCCAUCAACACCUCUUGCGAUAUCGAGCUGCUCGCCGCCUGCCGAGAGGAGUUCCACCGCCGCCUGAAGGUGUACCACGCCUGGAAGUCCAAGAACAAGAAGCGCAAUACGGACACCGAGCAGAGGGCGCCCAAGUCCGUCACCGACUACGCCGAGCAGAACCCGGCGCCGCCCGUGCCAGCCCGCCAGCAGGAGAACGCCAUGAGCCGCCAGCAGCGCUACUUCCGCAUCCCCUUCAUCCGGCCCGCCGACCAGUACAAGGACCCGCAGAACAAGAAGAAGGGCUGGUGGUACGCCCACUUCGACGGGCCCUGGAUCGCCCGGCAGAUGGAGCUGCACCCCGACAAGCAGCCCAUAGUGCUCGUAGCAGGAAAGGAUGACAUGGAGAUGUGCGAGCUCAGUCUGGAGGAGACGGGGCUGACGCGGAAGCGGGGCGCCGAGAUCCUGCCCCGGCAGUUCGAGGAGAUCUGGGAGCGCUGCGGCGGGAUCCAGUACCUGCGCAGCGCCAUCGAGAGCAAGCAGGCGCGGCCCACCCACGCCACGGCCCAGCUGCAGAACCUCCUCAAGUGAGGAGGGCCUCCCCCCCCCACGCCCCCCGCGAGCACCGUCCACUCCUGUCCGGCUCUAGUUCUGGACGAUUAGGGUAAUCUUGUGCUGUAGACAGCGCAAAGGGAACAGCACCCCCUACACCACCCACCCGCCCACCCACCCAUCCAUCCACUCAUCCAUCCACUCCAUCAAGGGUAGUUAGAGCACUUUGAGCAUCCGGCAGAAAACUCUUAACUACUCAGCUGUCUUUUUUUUUGUUGUCAUAUUUAAAAGCGUAUGUUUCUUGUUUUUUGUCCUUUCUUGUUUGUUUGUAUGAUUUUGCUGUGAGACUUUAUAGAUGACAAUUUCUGAUUUGUACUGUUUUUUUCCCAUGCAAAUAUGACUUAUGCUUGAAUUCAUGAUAAAAAUUGGGGCCUUAUUGUAAUGGUGGUGUACCUAUUUCUGAUGUUAUUAUGUUAUGGAAAAGUUCCGGAUCUUACUCUGCUAAUGGUUGUUAACGUGUCAACAUUUGUCUUGUGUGACUAGUUGUGGUAAAGAGAUGAAUGACUCCGUGCUUUUAAUUGCGUCUCUCAGUUUGAACUCCUCCAAACUCUCCUUUAAGUCUCCUUUUGCUGUUCUGUUCAUGUUGACUCACAAGGUCUCGGCCGCUUGUCGGCUGUCAGUGUAGUUUUCCAAAUAUUCGUUUUCGAAGAGAAACAUUGGGGCCAGAACUGGACCUGUUAGUUCACUUGAAAGCCGAGAAGUUUACACUUCACAAGCACAACACAGGCAUCCACACUUGUAAAAGUCAGGAUGCACUUUGUGACCUUACAUCACCUCAGCGAAACACUGUGCAUGUCAGACUGGAACAGUUGAUAAACUGUAGCAGUAGAACUGCCUUCACAAAGUCUCAAAAACUUUCUAUUCCUGAAUUUUUUAUUAGUCUAGCAGCUUUAUUAGACUAAAUCUAUCCAUCAUUCACCUGCUGCUUUUUAUUCUCUUCACGAUUUUUGUACUUUGCGAAUAAAAAAAGCGCAACUCAUUUGACGGAAGCAGGAGCAGUCUCUCCCCAGUAAGUGCGGAGGAGAGUCAGCCUUUCGAGUGAGUGAUUUGCUGUGAUGUCUCGCUGUAUGCGAGGUCUCAGAUUGCCUCUCUGGAGCUCUUGUUUGUUGAUGCGCAAAAAAACGUCAAGCACCGUUGUUAUGAACUGGAAAGAAUACUCCUCUCUGAGGCUGUUAGGCGGUUUGCAAAUCGAGUUAUUUCAAAUGCAUAUGAAUAUUUAUAUGAGGCAUUGACCAUUUGGCUGAGAAGUCAUGGGACAGAAUAUGGAGCAGAGUAGGGACAAGCACCGUUUUUAACGUAAUUGUAACCUUUUGAUGAAGGCAGAUUGCUUUUUGCAGUGCUAUGAAAGCUAUAGUAUAGGCAGAACAUAUUCGAUUAUGAAAGCAUAAUUCAGUUCAAUGUUCCAAGCGAUGAUACUGAUGUCUAAUCAUGUGCUCUUCAAUGCCUAGUAAACGGUGAUGGAAAUCUGAAAUGUACUGUACAGCAUCAUUUGACUAACAUGAGACUGGUCGGAGGUAAUUUAAGAUACGGUGCAGAGCUGUUCUUCAGGUCUGUUUGUGCUCCAGUGCUGCUUAUUUAUGAUACUUGAUCUCUCCUGUGUGGCACAAACACUACUUCAUUAUGUAAAUGUGCUUAGUUCCUGUAGUGGUGCAAUGCGAUGCAACCUUGCCGCUGUUGUCAGCAUCCAGAAGAUGACUGAUUGAUUGGUCGUCCACACACUAAACAGCAUUUUCUCUCUCAUUCCGCGUCACUCUUAUGGUUAGGCGGAGCUAAUGUUCCAAACUGCAGAGGGUCAUUGCAUUCCAGACGUGUCCAUUUGUUGGCCGCAAUGUGCUAUCAUAAUAAACAUAAUU